Messenger RNA from Thlaspi arvense, 1446 nucleotides. The record is from the annotation of a GenBank genome assembly. Lineage: Eukaryota; Viridiplantae; Streptophyta; Magnoliopsida; Brassicales; Brassicaceae.
AUGGCGAACGAAGGUCGCAAGCUCACUAUCCUCUUUCUCCCCUACUUCUCUGCCAGCCACAUGGUCGCCCUGGUUGACACAGCCCGGCUCUUUGCCGCUCGUGGCGUCACCGCCAUCAUCAUCACGACCACCGGCAACGCUGGACUCUUCGAAGCGUCUGUUCGCCACGACACCGCUGCUGGCCACGAAAUCUCCGUUCGUGCGCUUAAAUUUCCAGCGGCCGAGGUGGGGUUGCCCGAAGGCAUUGAGAACUUUAGCCAGUGCAUCCCGUCCAUGUCAAGGAAUCUCUACAACGGCAUCGCAUUACUUCAGAAACCCAUGGAGCAGCUCAUCCGUGAGAUUCGACCCGAUUGCAUCGUCUCGGAUAUGUUCCACCCUUGGACAGUCGACCUGGCCGAGGAGCUCAAAAUUCCAAGGGUCAUCGUGUACCCAUGUCUCGCUUUCCCUAGAUGUGUCUAUGAUAGUUUGAAGGUUCAUGAACCUCAUAAAAAGGUACAGUCUGAAACUGAGGAUUUCCUGAUUCCUGGCCUACCUGAUAAGAUUCAUAUGGCGCGUUCAGAGUUAGAGGAGCACUUGAAGACCAAAUCGUCGCCCUAUGGGGAUUGGUUUGAUUCCGCCAUAGAAGCAGAGCAUCGUAGCUAUGGCGUAAUUUUUGGCAGUUUUUAUGAACUAGAGCCUAGUUACAUCGAUCACUUUAAGAAAUCCACCGGAGUAAAUUGUUGGAGCUUGGGGCCCCUCUCCCUCUUCGCCAACAAGGGCAAAAUCGGAAAUGAGAACAACUCAGAAACGAAGAGGCACCAUUGUCUUAGUUGGCUCGACACUCAAAAGCCCAAUUCUGUCCUCUACACCUGUUUUGGAGGCAUGGUCCGAUUCUCCGAUUCCCAACUCACCCAGCUUGCACUCGCCCUCGAAUCAGCUAGUUACCCAUUUGUUUUGGUGGUGAGAAGGGAGGAGGAAGCGGAGGAAAAUUGGUUGCUGGAAGAAUUUGAGGAAAAGAUUGUAAAAUCUAACAGAGGAGUGAUAAUCAAAGGCUGGGCACCACAGGUUCAGAUCUUAGACCACCCCGCUAUUGCCGGGUUCUUGAGCCAUGGGGGUGGAAACUCCGUCAUAGAGAGCAUGAUCGCUGGGUUGCCAUUGAUCUUGUGGCCAAUGUAUGCAGAGCACUUCUACAACUCGAAGCUGGUGACUCAAGUGCUGAAGAUUGGGGUGGAGAUUGGGCCCAGGGUGUGGAACAUGACAUUUGAUCUCACAAGUCCAGUGGUAGAGAAAGAAGAAUUUGUGAAGGCUAUAAAAUUUUUGAUGGGUGGUUCACAUGAAGCAAAGCAAAUGAGGCAGCGAGCGAAAGAUUUUGAAAUGAAGGCGAAGAAGGCAAUAGAGGAAGGUGGGUCAUCUGAUCGUGAUUUGAUAGCUAUUAUUGAAGACCUGAAAAGGUGCACUUUUGGAUGA